Messenger RNA from Thalassophryne amazonica, 3167 nucleotides. RefSeq lists its product as uncharacterized. Gene Ontology annotation, molecular function: DNA-binding transcription factor activity, RNA polymerase II-specific; RNA polymerase II cis-regulatory region sequence-specific DNA binding. The transcript is spliced from 2 exons. Bases 298 to 2220 code for a protein of 640 amino acids. The record is from RefSeq and is a predicted model, not a curated record. Lineage: Eukaryota; Metazoa; Chordata; Actinopteri; Batrachoidiformes; Batrachoididae. Gene Ontology annotation, biological process: regulation of transcription by RNA polymerase II.
AACCACACCGGAGGACCCGACAUCGAGGGAAAAAAACCCUGCCCCCCAACGCCGAGCAUCCGGCAGCGAGCAGCGGUCUUUCGACUGGUCCGAAUCCGAAGACGACGAGGAAGACGAGGCGAACAACCACAGACGGGAGAAAAUGAGAAGCGUGGUGACCUCAGCCAUGUUACGGGGGAAGCUGAAGAGGUGCAACAGGAUCAGUGUGUUGACGCUAACAUUACCUCUGAUGUAGAUGCAGACAAGACUGGGGUGAAAGAAAAUUCAUGUUCUGGAGAGAGGAGCACAGAGAAGGAGAUGGCACCUGUGGGAGACAUAGAUGGAAUAGAGGACAUUGUGGAUGAUGAUGAUGAUGACGACGACGAUGCCGAUGAUGAUGAUGAUGAUGAUGACAGUGACGAUAGUGAAGAGCCAGACCAAGGGGUCGAAGAUGAUACAACAGCAGAAUCAGAAAAGUGGGGGUUUAAAUGUAAGGAAUGUGGAGAAAAGUUCAAGCGACGGGAGACAUUUAAUCUACACCGUCAUUUUCACGCACAUGAAGAUGAGCUCACAACCCUUACCUGCAAAGAAUGCGGCCUUACCUUUCAGCAUCGCAGCAUCCUCAUUAAACACAGAAAUGAACAUAAAGUGAAAGAAGAACAAAUAGUUCCUGCAAAGAAAGAGGCGUUCAUGAAAGAGCAGGGUAGGUACGAAUGUGCAGAAUGCGAAAAGAUCUUCAUGACAGUCGAUAAGCUGAGGCUCCACAACUGCAGCAAUAGCUCAGAUAAGCCUUACCACUGCCCUCUGUGUCGCAGAGAAUUCCACUUAAAGUCUUCUGUCACCAGGCACAUGGUGACCCAUUCCCGGGACAGCGUUUUUGCAUGCCAAGAGUGUGAUCACAUCUUCACAAACAACAUAGCUCUGCGCAACCACCAGCGAUCUCAUGCUGCCCUGAAACCUUACGAAUGCCCCGAAUGUGGCAUGGUUUUUAAACAUUACUCUGUCAUGGAAGACCAUCGCCGCAAGCAUACAGACAGCACUCGCUCUCACCUGUGCAACAUCUGUGGUAAGAGCUUCAAGUAUAGCAGCCUUCUGCAUCAGCAUCAGUACCUGCACACAGGUCAGAAGCCUUUCAGUUGCCCGGAAUGUGGUAAACGUUUUGCCUUUGCCCAGAACAUGAAGGCGCACUGUCGUCAGCAUAGAUUGCGCAAAAAUAAUUCUCUGCCCUGCAGUGAGCCGAGCAGCAAGCAAGCUCCUGUGUCUGAGCAGGAGACCGUGAAAAGACCAGGAAAAGAAAACACAAACCAAAGCGAGGAACACAAACAAUCAUACAGCUGUCCCCUUUGUCGAGAGAACUACGACACACCGGCUAGCCUAAGAACCCACAUGCGUAUUCAUGAGACAGAGUAUGAGAAAUUGGACAAAUCAAACAGAGCUCCUAAGGAGUUUAACAAGAACUGGGACAAAGGGCACACAUGUCCUCAGUGCCCGAGUAUUUUUCGUGAGGUGACAAGCUUGCAUAUGCAUGUGUUAAGUGCCCAUAGUUCUGCACAAUAUUUAGAACAGGUUAAAGCAUUGCCUAUAAAACAAACUUUUCCCGUAAGCAGUGAUGACGUACAAGCAAACUGGAACAGUGAUGGCAUAAGUAUUAAGUCAUACAAAUGCCCUGAGUGUGGAAAAUUGUUCAGGCAUCGCUCAGUGUUAGAGUUGCAUAUGCGCAUACAUUCCAAGGACAAGCCUUACCAGUGCAAAGUGUGUGGCAAAAGCUUUCGAUUCAGUAGCUACUUACAGCAACAUCUCAUCAUCCACACAGGCAAAAAGCCCUACAAAUGUCCAGACUGUGGGAAGGACUUUGCCUUCUUACAAAACAUGAAGACCCAUCAAAGGUUGCAUCAGGAAAAACCAUUCCGUUGUACCAGCUGCCGUAAAGGUUACAGUGAUGAGAUCCAGUUACAGCAACACAUGCUGUCGCAUAACGGUGACAAGCCUCACAAGUGUGACCUUUGUGACAAAAGCUUUGGAUUAGCCUAUCUGCUUCGUGAUCACAUGAACACUCAUACAGGUGAAAGACCUCAUCGUUGUGAGGAGUGUCACAAAACCUUUUCCUGGUUUAGCAGUCUUCUUGUUCACCAAAAGAUACACGCACGCAAACGCCAAGGUUUCAACCAGUACAGUUCUUUACCAGCGGGUAUGAAGAUAAGAGGCAGGGGAAGCAGGGGAAGAAGAGGGGGUCGGCUCUAGUUGGGGUUGGUCUAGACCACUGGGAGGGUCAGGGCUAGUUACUUCUAACCCAAAUAUCCAGUGUCGCUGUGAGAGACCAUGAGUUGCACAGAAGAGCAUUUCAGCCACAAUCUCCCAUGGUGUCCCCUCAUGUGGAUGUACAAGCCAGACAGCAGAAGAACAGUGGCCAACCAAGAAAACCGUCUGUUACCUGUCCAGUGGAAGGUGGAUGGUGGUGACGGUAAUGCCCAUUGCAUCGUCACAGCAGCCACAUUUGACUCCGCAACAGACACAGUUUGACAGCUCAUCACAACCAGGUCCACAACAGCACCAUCAGAGAACUUCAGGCUGGGCUGAAAGUGCUUCAGUAUCUCAGACAGGCCCCAAAUCGGUUCAAAGUUUAGAGACUGCACAAAUGAAAAACAGUGUUGUCAGUUCCCUCCCCACAGUUGUGCCAAAAAAAUCCAGUCCAUCAGCAGUGAAUGAGCUUGAGCAACACAGACAACAAAAACUUGUUGCUUGGAGUAGCACAACUUCAUCUACUGCUGUACCUUCCGUAAGCUCUUUACAACGAGAAUUUACCAUGCCCGCCACAUACAUGGAUGGGGCGGCAUUGUGGAGCGUCAGACCUACUCCAGUACCACCAAGUACACUUAGCUCUCCAAAUAAGCUGGGCCAAGAGCUACAACUGUGUAGAUGGGCAAAUGCCCCAAUGCCAGCCCAAAUUGAGCCACCUGCACCUCCUAAAAAAGAUGACCGACUCUGGGACAUAAAUAAUCCUCAAGUAAUGCCGUCGACUGUUAACAGCUAGAGAAGCCGUGGAACGGAUGCGAGACGCAAAAGCAUUGGGCUUCAGGCUUAGCAGGUGCAUCCACCUCAGCUCAAAUAGACCAAAGCAGUGCUAUGCCAAUUUCAACUUCUGUAUCUCAUGGCCUAAGUAGCACCUUGUGGGACCUCCCACCACCACC